CCCGUGCGCGGCACGCGCGCCUCUUCUACGAAAGCCAGAUACCGAGAGACGGCCGCGUAAAUAGGUCGCUGGAUGCGCGCACGAGACGCCGGACGGCGGAUCGCGACGGUAAACAGCAGACUGGAAGGAACGACAGUCGAACAACGUCCGUGCGCCGGAACAGUGUUCCUAAGGGAGAUACCAGCGAACCACUCGAAUAUCACAGAACAAAAUAGAAACAGUAUGCACGAUAUUGCAUCAUGAAUCGUCGACGAUGAGUUCGAUCCGAACGGCUCUGUUCGGGUUCGCGUUUGUCAGGGUUAAACGGCCGUGUAAAUACCGCGGUGAAAAGACACCUUAGCAAACAGGCCGCAGGAUGCACGGGACGGAUCGAGGGAGUAAAUAAUCGAGUUAAAAGGACGAUCGUUCGAUCCGAUCCAAGUGGUGGAGCAGUGAGGAUGUUUCGAACGGAAGAUCAUCCUGCGGAACGAUUAGAAAAAUAAAGGACGGGGGCGACGAGGGUUGUACGAAGCCGCGGAGGGAGGGAAAAGUACGAAUGUGCGGCGUGAAAAACUGCAUUACGAAUUGAGGACGAUCGGUUCGCUCGGCGCGACACAUUCGGAUUUAAAUACGUCCAAGUGAACGAUUAACUAAACAUUGCGGAUUAUAACGAUUUGUGUAUUGACCGUUAUUUCUUCGGCACGAUCCAAGUGACGAUUAACGUUAUCUUCGUCGACGCGUAAAGGGGAUGGUUUCGAUCGGUUCUAGACUCGAGCGAGUUGUUGACGAAUUUCAGGUCCCGGGAGCCGAAGAAAUCGAAAGAGAAAAACAUAAUCAAGUUUAAAAAGAGUAACUGUUCGUUUUAUCGAUAUAGGGAAAAGUGAUAUGAGACGAGCGUACCAGAAAGUUAUAGCUCGAGUCGAUAACAAGCGAGGGAUUCGGAUUAACAAAGGAGAGUUUCAUAGGUGCGUGGUCGCCGAGCCGAUUAGAGGCGGAAAAAACGAGAGCGAGAACGCCGUUGGAGGAAGAGGAAAAGCUUCGAGCAUCGAUCUUGUCCCCCGGUGCAGUUACCAUGACGCGGCUGGUCGGAUACGUCGAAUUGCAUGCAACGCGGAAUCGGCGGCUCGUGUGGCCCUGGAGACGCGAUCGGCGUAGCUAUAGUUAAUAGGCUGCUCCCGUGUCGCAGUCGACGGUUUGGACCGGUGGCCGCGGCCACCGAGGACAACGAUGACGACCAAGAGGACAAGGACGACGUCGUUGGGGACGACGAUGACGCCACGGGUGACGGAAUUACAAACGCUGGGUCUUCCCGACGGAAUGCGUCAGCCCGAUCGAACGCCACUCGAUGCACCCUUCCCUUACGUGCUCUUCCUGCGUUAAUUUGAUUCGAUAGAACGGCGGGAGGAGCGAGAAUAGAGAAGCGCAUAGAGAGAUACGACGGACGAGACGGAAGAUAAAUAAAUAGAAAAAAAAAAACAGAAACGAAAAGAAGAAGGGGCCAAUUUCGCGAUUCUUCCAAAUCACAAGAGACUACUUAGAACUCGAGCGUGCACUUGGGUAAAGAGUUUUGUCCGUGUUUAUAUCCGUCAGAAGCCCGCGCGCGGUGGUAUUUGCGCGCUAGCUGCGGGCUGAUAAGCAGAGAUGGACUGCUGCAACUACGUCGAGGCUUACGCGGGAGGGGGUCACUUUUAUCAGCAGCAACACUACUUCUGCUACGAUAACGCGAACGCUGUCUACGGCGGCUAUGAGUCGCCGCCGAUCUCCGCCGCGAUCGAGACUAACGCGCGGUAUAACGGAUCGAUGCCGCCUGCCUACCCCACAGAUUACGUGUACAAUCCGAAGGAGGCGAGGCUGCGGAAGGCGAUGCGCGAACAGAGUCGCGAGCUCUCGAGACGCUCGAUUCUUCAAAACGCGAUCGCUCGGGCAGGUGUGGUCGCUGGCCCGGUCGCGUCUUCCGGUUUCCUGGACCACCAGCAUCGUUUUGGCUGCGUGUCAACGCCGGGGUUACCCAUCAACGCCACCGUGGAGUCCGAUCGAGUCGUGGAGCCGUGGUUUCAAUCGGCGCAACGCCCAAAACCGAUCCACUCGCCGCGAAUGGCCGAUUGGUACGGCAACGUUGGCGAUCCGAUCGAGAGAUUGCAAGUCAUGGGCACGAUGCAUCAACGUGGAAUGGACAAGUGCAAGGACGUGAACAGAAAUCAGGUUGUAGCCAGCAUGGCCACUGCGGGGGCCGGGGAAUGUAACGCCGCGUUCUCCAACAGCGGAUAUCCGUCCGUUGAUUUUAGCGACGUCAAUCGGGAAAGGGAGUUACGCAGACAAGAAAAUAUCGCGGAGUACGCUGAAUUCACCGAUGGCCAGAAAUGGCAUCCUUAUCAAAACGGUGGAAGUUCUCAUCAGCAUCCCAGGACGUCUCAUCCUGCGCAGAUGGGUGGAAUCCUUCACCCGAGCGUUCAGAGUCAAAGUUCGCAUGGACAUGGACCAUGGGGCCAAUUUUGUCAUGGCGUAUUACCGCAUGUUCCGACUAUGCCACGAAGUAUGGGCGUUCGUGGACCACGACACACUGUUCUGUUACGAGAUCGUCUGCCUGGUAGACAUUGCGGAUUUCCCGAAGAAACAUCACGGUUGCAGUACGUUCCAAACAAACUUGAUGUAGAGAAUGUGAGGGCAUCAUACUCGUCUCCUGAGCACCAGAUGCCAAGACUACUCGAAUCAUCAGUCGAUUCGGUUGUGGAUUCUGCACCCUCGUUAAGGGCUCGUCGCGAGGAUGAGGGGCCUAGGUGGGAGCCAAGUUCCAUCAACAAUGGAAUCUCUAUGGAUAACUUAGCGCCGACAACGCAGCGGGAGUCCAGUGUGCCGCGCGAGAAGGAGCGCGAGCCGCGACGAUCCGUGGAGAGGUUCGAGCCAAAGAAGAAGACUGUCAGCAAGCCGUUGCCUGGGUUCCAUCAGGCGUUCGGCUCGACAGAAAUUGGCAGGUUCUCCAGAUCGGAGUUCUUCGUGAACAUGGUGGGCGAGAACGGUGGAAACGUGGAAGUCGCCGACACGGAAGGCACCAACGUAAGUACAGAUCGAAUGUCCGAGGUGAACGGGGCCGCAGUGACGACUGCGACGCAUGACACGGCUGCGGUCACUGCAACCGCAAUUACAACCGUGAGGACUUUCGACGCCGAUGAAAACGAGGAGGUAGGAUUCGACGACUCUAGCAACGAGCUCGUCGCUCCGACGUCUAUUGGCAUGUACUGCGGACAGCCAACCACCCCUCGUUGGCACAGUCCUCACGUAGGCGCUAUAGGUAGCGAAAUUUAAGCGGAUCUUUAACCCUUUCGUGGGCUCAAGUGUUUCCCGAUCGAAGUAUAAUUUCUAGACGUUUUCAGGAAUGUAAAUAUAAGGGUACUGGGUGCAACGCGGAUAUAGUUAACCUUCUAUAACCCAAAUCAUAUUUGACUUUUGAAACGCAAUAUACAAUAUGACCAGUGGCGGCUCGUCCGUAAGGGCUGGAAAACUGCAGCUCCUAAAAUAAUGGGUGAAAUAAAAUUAAAUGCCAAUCUAAAAUUGUUGUAUUAUUUUUUUUUAUUUGAUAAUUAGACUGUGGAUGUUUAUGCAUUUAUGGGGAACUUAAAUGAUCAAAAAACUGCAGAAUGCAUUUAAUAUGCAAGAAUAUAAGAAAUACUUAAAAUAAGAUGCGAAUUAUUAUAUUUAAGGGUUGAGGCAACCCUUUACAAAGCUCCCAUUUCAUUAAUUCUAUUGAUAAAAAUAUGAAUUUACAUAAGGAUCCACAGUAAAGGAGCAAAACUGAACACACAUAUGACAUUUUAACAAAAAUAAUUCUUUAUUCAAUAUUUACAUAUCAGAAUACAAAAAAGACAAAAUACUUAGUACUAUCUAGGAUCUUCUGGCUCUUCAAAACAAAUUUAGUAUUUGUGAUACCAUUAUUAUUUCGUUUCGUACAAUUUUUUUUCGUGUAGUCAGUUUUGCACCGCAACUAAUUUUGAGUAAACAUUUUGCAUUUUGGUACACUUAAUAUUUCGUUCAUAAACCUUUAACCUUGAUAAUUGCUUCAGUACGUUUAAACAUAUUUAAUACAACAUUUUUGUGAUACUCUGGUGUAAUAAAAUACAAUUGUUCUUGCACUUUAUGCCAUAAAUCAGUUAUCGUUGUUGAGAGAGCACUAUAUUUAUUUUCCAAUUUCAUUUUUAAGUAUGCCCAGACAUUUUCAAUCGAGUUUAUGCCUGGGUCUUGAGCAGGCCAUUCCAUGGUUUGAAAUAGUUGAGUUUGCAGCUAAUUCUUCAUGCUAUUCGCACAAUGCCUAGAAGCGUUGUCAUGUUGGAAUACAUCAUCACACUCUGGUACCAACAUAUUUUCAAUUGUUUCUAGUAAAUGUUUUUCUAAAAUAUACUUAUACGUAUACUGGUUCACUGUACCUUCUAUUCGAUAUACUGAACUUACAACAUAUGCAGUAAUACACCUCCACACUGUAAGUGAACCACCACCAAAUUUCAUUGUUUGUUUCACAUGACAAGGCAAAAGAGAUUCGUCUUGCUUUUACCAACACCAACAAUGUUCAUCCGAUAAAAUUAGAUUGAUUUUUGAUUCGUUGAAAAUAAUUACUUUUUUCCGUUGCUCCAUAUUCCAGCUUAAAUGUUUUCUUUGAAAAUUCAGUUGGGCCUUGACAUUCUUUUUUGAUAGGGCAGGCAUUUUUUCUUCUCAAUUGCUGUAAAAUUGGCUCCUUUAAAUGCUCUUCGAGCUGUCCACUUACUAGUUUCCUUUCCAACAUCGCUUUCUUAUAGCUUUGUAAUCAUUGAUGCUAUUGUUGCAAUUUCUGAAGUAAUGUAUCUUGUCAAUCUUCUCUUGUCCUGAUAAGAUAAUAAUUUUGCAUGGCCUCCAAAAAAUGCAGGGACUACAUUACAUUUUCUUUAUAUUUUAUGUAUAACUCCCUGACUAACAGCAAAUUUUCUAGUAAUUACUUGCGUUGAUAAACUCAAUUUUGAUUGGAAAAUAAUAUUAUUCUUCAUAUCUUUAGAUAAUGGUUUCAUGACGUUAUAUUGACGCGAUUCUAUUGCACCAGAAUAUUGCGAAAAUGUAGUAUUAAGUAUAUCUAAAUGUAUCGAAUUAUCAAGGUUAAAGGUUUAUAGACGAAAUAUUGAG
This is a messenger RNA of Colletes gigas, 5121 nucleotides long. RefSeq lists its product as uncharacterized. Lineage: Eukaryota; Metazoa; Arthropoda; Insecta; Hymenoptera; Colletidae. Bases 1621 to 3282 code for a protein of 553 amino acids. The transcript has 7 exons. The record is from RefSeq and is a predicted model, not a curated record.